Fulvia fulva is the source of this 552-nucleotide messenger RNA. RefSeq lists its product as uncharacterized. Lineage: Eukaryota; Fungi; Ascomycota; Dothideomycetes; Mycosphaerellales; Mycosphaerellaceae. The record is from RefSeq and is a predicted model, not a curated record. Bases 1 to 552 code for a protein of 183 amino acids. The transcript is spliced from 3 exons.
AUGGCACCCAAGGACAAGAAGCGCAAGGCAGAAGAGGUGGAAGAUGCGGCAGACACUCCGGCUAAGAAGGCACCGCAUCAUGAAGACUUGCAAGGCAGAGAGAACGCUGCGACCGCGAUUGAGUGGCUUUCCAAGCUAGGCGUUGAUCUUGCUGCCAAUGAGACUGCCACCCCAGGUUGGAAAGAUGUCGUAGCUAUGGGCAAUCGAUGGGUAGAGAUGUUGGCACAGCAUCUGGUCCGCGAGAAGCAGUUCAUCAAGAUCAUGCAAAAUGCGCCUGACCUGUCCUCGAUCAGCAUCUCCAAGAAGUGGCUCUCUACUGUCAAUCUUCCCUAUCGCUACAACAAUUUCGACGACUUCAAGAAGUUCGACAGUCGUUGGUGGAGUGCUCCCAAGGGGGGCAUUGAGCGUCGCCUCGCGGUCGUGCAGCGCGCCAUCAAGAUCUACAGCGAAAAGAUCGGCAUGCAACAGACCUCAAUUGAAAAGACCUACAUCUCAGCACCAUCUAAUGACGAGGAGUCGAACACUCAACGCGAGAGCAUCUUUCUGUACUAA